Bactrocera neohumeralis is the source of this 6421-nucleotide messenger RNA. It is a transcript of the gene dlp, whose product is annotated as glypican-6. The transcript has 9 exons. The record is from RefSeq and is a predicted model, not a curated record. Lineage: Eukaryota; Metazoa; Arthropoda; Insecta; Diptera; Tephritidae. Gene Ontology annotation, biological process: regulation of protein localization to membrane; regulation of signal transduction; cell migration. Gene Ontology annotation, cellular component: cell surface; plasma membrane; extracellular region. Bases 2401 to 4842 code for a protein of 813 amino acids.
UUUCAAGCAAAUGCAACCAUGUGUCUGUAAAAUUUCCGGCGCCAUUAUUGUCGCUUCCCAACUCGCGUCUUCAAAAGUGCUUAGUGAUGCUGCCGCAAAUAAAAAACACUAAUUUGUUAACAAAUCUUGCUGGAAAGUGUAAAAAAGUUGCAUAAUAUUAAAGCAGAGCGCGGUUUGCAUGCCAAACGAGUGAAAAACAAGCGCUGGCGUUGCUGAAAGUGUAAAUUAUUAAGAGUGUAAAUUGCAUAGAGGACAUUGAAGGUUAUAACUGCUACAACAAUAACAACAAUUUGAAGUGAAAAACUAGCAGAUUGAUUCUAAUAGUGUAAUGUUUAAGUGUAUGUGUGUGUGGUUCACGUUGGGCAAAGAAAGCUGGGAAUUUCAAACUUCGCUUUCAACAGAAAUAUGUAUAAAAAAUAUUCAAAUACAUAUGCAUACAUACACAUAAUUUACCAAGAAAUGGUUCCAAUCGGAAUGUAGCUGCCAUGCAAACUGAAGGAGGAAAAUCAUUUGUUUGUAUGGAAAACUUUGCUUUGGGACGAGAUACAUACGUAAAUAUAUGCUUACAUACAUACAUACAAACAUGAUUAACAUUGCAUUAACAUUUUAUUUAACAGCAUGUUAUCUAAAUGUGUGCCUUUGAAUUGAUUGUUUAAUAUUUUCCGCUGGCAGUUAAUUGUACAUAUAUCAGUUUACAGAUAACUCUAAAUUCAACAAAAUGGAUUUAUGCAGUUUUUUACUAAAACAUGCAAACUCCCAGUUUGAAGCCAGGUGAAGCAGCUCCAACAUCGAACAUGUUCGCGCACACUGUCGUCUUGUUGUUUUUGUUGUAACUGCUUGUAUCUGCCAGAUACGCACAAUGCCUUCGAUAACAAAGCGGAAAAAACAACAAAUAAAACACAAUUUCCACAUGCCUGUGAAAUGAAUAUGUGUCGUAGCACACAAGUGUAUGUGUGUGUGCGUGCGAGUUACAUUUGUAUCUUGUCGUUUGCAACUAAAUAACUCCGGUUUACGCUGUUUGUUUUGUUGCUUCUCUGCUGUCGCGCUGCCUUCUCCGUCAACGCUGCGCUGUGCCUGCAGUUGUGUGUGUAUAUAUGUGUAUCUCAUAUGGUUUUCGUUUUCGGGAAAAAUGUUUCAUUGAGGUCCAGCCGGUUGCGCGCUCUUCGUUCGACGCUCAUUCGUUGUUCUCUGGUCGCGCGGUGCGGUUGUGCGAUAUCUUUUCGUAGUUAGCGGUGCGCCAACAACCAGUCUACCUGCCGAACGCAAUUUUCGUCGCUUCAAAUUCAAUUCGGUGUGAUUUUUUGUUUUCAUCAAUAUACGAAAUAGCAAUUAUACAGUGUGUAUGUUACGAAAAUAUUAAUUUAAACGGAUUUUAAGUUAAUUAUGGCAUUGCAAUUUUAUUAAAAAAGCUGCGUACGGACGUGUGUGAUUUUUUCUUGCGUUGAAAGUUAGUGUUUGCGGCAGUUUAACAAAAAUAAGCAAUAGCAGAAAAAUUAAAAAAUAUUUGAAGUUGUGAAACACUGUAAUAUUGAAAAGUUAUUUUGUAACUCUUUGUUAUUUAAUAUUCUGAUGCCAUAGUUUCAACUAUUUUAUGCCUCAUGCCCACGAAACACAGUCAAAACUCGCUAAGUGUGCCUUUAAUAUAACAGCAACUUGUCUAAGUAACCGUGCAAUCCUGCCAGCCAACAACCGUUCUACUCCUCAAAACCUCCCUCCUCUUGCUCAGCGUAUGCGCCCGAGAAAGCAUCGCCUUCUGCCCGCCGUUUAGUCCAUGAAUCACAUGUGUCGCACACACACACAAAUCUGUUGGCAACGUCGUUAACCUUGUCGCUGCCAUAGUGAACCGGCAAACAGCAAAAAAAAGUAGCAAUUUGCGAAAAAUAAGUAUUUUUUGUUUACGUUGUAGCACCCACCCGUCGAAAAACCCCGCGGCGCGCAGCGUGUUGACAACGCCAACGAUAGCCGGCAAUUUUAGAAAUUUUUUCGUGUUUUCGGUAUUUACAUACGUAUGUAUGUAUGUGCUCGCGCGUAUUACAUAUUUGCUAAUAAUGAUGCAACACUCAUAUUGACAACAAAAACUACAACAAAGCGGCGUGUCAAUACAUAGCAACAACAAUUAGCGUGUACAAGUCGAGGGUGUUGUCGCUAGGCGUGUGCGUGUGUUAAAAUCAUUUGCAAACAAAGACAAGUAGACACCGAAAAAGUGGAGAUAAAAACGUGAAACAAAAAUAGAAAUACAAAAAGUAACAAAUAGAAAAAUACAGUAGCAAAAAAAAUUACGAGCAAGUUUGCUGAUAAAAAGUGUUGAAGCCAGAGCCAAGCGUUACAGCAACGAAACAAGCUUUUCUCCAUAAACACAAACAUACAUACACUCGAUUUGAAAAAAGUACGUGUAACAACAUGCAACGUCUCAGCAGAACUUCAAGUGCCACCGCCACACUUGGCUCGCGCAGCAAAACGAUGAUCUCCAAAGGCAGCCAACGCGCUGUGUCUGCAGUCGCCAAACGGCGCUUGCCAGCCGCUUCCAAAAAAUAUUUAAAUUUAAAUUUUUGCACAUUUACCCUGUUGUCAUAUCUAAUUUUAUUGUUCUUCUGUGCGAGAGUUCAUGCACAAGGUUUUAUGAAUCACACCCAUACGUUAUCCGACAUGGAGGAGAUACCGCAUAUUUCCGCCGUGGCCACGGAACUGGCUAGUUCGUCGGUAAUAGACCAAUUUAUGCCCAACUGCACCAAAGUUGCACCCGUCUUCAAAGCGCGCGGCAUCGAUCAAGCGGAGCUACCACUGAAGCCCAAUAAUGAAAUGGGUCUGCGCUACUGUGAAACACCCUCGGUCGGCACUUGUUGCACGUUCAACAUGGAAACGCGUCUGGCGCUGCAAUCGCGCAUGCAGCUGGAGAAGCAGUCCAAGGAGCAGAUUACGAAAUUGUCGAAUGCUUUGGCGGCGAAGGCGCAGAAAUAUAAUUCUAUCUUCCGCAAGCUGUUGGGCGAAUCGAAAGAGGAGUUCCACAAGAUGUUCACACGCACCUAUGGCGUUAUCUAUCAGCAAAAUUCCUAUGUCUUCUCCGAUUUAUUCAAUGAAUUGGAAAACUAUUACACCCGUGGACGUGUCGAUCUGCUGGAAGUGAUGGACAAAUUCUUCAACACGCUCUACCAGAAAAUGUUCCAAGUGCUGAACGGACAAACGUUUGAAGAAAAAUUCCUAAAAUGCGUCAGCGAACAUAUGAAAGAACUGAAGCCGUUCGGCGACGUGCCCGACAAACUGGCUGUACAAAUCAAACGUUCCUUUGUGGCGACGCGCACCUAUUGGCAGGCGCUGCAUACAGCCGCCGAAGUGUCGAAGAAGAUGAUGAAUGUACGUCUAAACGCCGACUGCACGGCCGCGCUCACGAAAAUGCAACACUGCGGCGCCUGCAAGGGCUAUGCGGAAAAGCCUUGCACAAAUUACUGCGUCAAUGUGAUCAAGGGUUGUCUGCACUUUGUACACGAAUUCGACACGGAGUGGGAAAAUUUCGCCGUCGCCAUGGACAAGGUUGCCGAACGCUUGCUGGGCUCCUUCAAUAUCGUUAUGGUUGUCGAGCCGAUUAAUAUCAAAAUAUCUGAAGCGAUAAUGAAUUUUCAGGAGUCCAGCCAAUCCAUCACCUCGCGUGUUUUCGAGGGCUGCGGACGUCCAAGCAUCGGCCGCACGCGCCGCGCCGUCAAUCCCAAGUUUAGCCAACCCGUUGCCAUACAACAGCCGCAAGCGCAGUCAUCAUCCAUCAUUUUGACGAGCUCCGAUUCGAAAGUGAUACGCAAACGCGCCACGCUGGACGUGCCAACCGAGCAAAUCGAAUCGGAUAUUUUGGACAUUGACGCAGACGUUGACGAUGCGAUUGUAUUGCGUGAACGGCGCGCCGCUGAGCCCAUCACGGACGAGCAGAGUGCGGAUGGCGAUAAGACAAAUGAUGAUGCUGGUGUUGGCGGUGGCGGUGGCGCGGCGAGCAAUGGUGGUGGCCGUAGCGGUGGACGCGACAAGCAACAGCGUCGCAAGAACCAGCAAAAUCGCAAGAACGACGAUGAUAAUGGACGCGAUCCGAAUCUCGAUAAGUUGGUGCGCGAGAUUCGGCAGCGUGUGAAGGAGUCGAAGAAGUUCUGGUCGAAUCUGCCACAUCAGAUUUGCAGCAAUGACGAGAUCUCCACGUCGUCGGAUGUCGACGGCAUGUGCUGGAACGGACACACGAUCGAUAGAUAUAUGCAUCCGGUGACAAGCGAACAGAGCCGCAAUCCCGAAUUCCCUGGCAAUCCGGCCACUACGAGUCAAACUUCACAAGUUGCCACACAACUUUUCUACCUGAAGAAUGUUAUCAAUCAUCUGCGUAAUGCGUACAAUGGGCAGGACGUAGACUGGAGUGAUCAAGAAGAUGCGCUCUAUGGCAGCGGUGCUGGCUCUGGCGCAGGCAGCGAUGACGAGGAUGACGAUGAGGGCUCCGGACUCAGCGGCGGUCCAUUCACGCCACCACAUAUGAAACCCACCGAUCGUCCGGGCUCUAUGCCAGCGAAUAAUAUCGAUGACGAGGAUGAAGAAGAUGUGGAAGAGCGUCGCAUUACAGACAGCUCGCAUACGACACGUCCCAAAUAUCCAGGCAGCGUCGGUGCGGGUGUUGAAACCGCUGCUGGCGGUGAUACGAACUCCAUUGACGAGGACGAGGAUGCCGACGAUGAUAAUGAUUUGAAUGAGGAGAAGAGCGGUAGUGGCAAUGCAGGCGCGAAGACGGCGCCUAAAAUGACUUUGCGGCGUGCGUUGUUAUUGUAUUUGCUGCCAUUAUAUAUGGCGUGGUUUGGUGGUGUUGUUGCCGAUAUGCUGUGAUGCGUUGUUGUUGCUAUUGCUUAAGUCGUAUUAAGGACACGGACAAACAGAGUGCGGCGUCGGAGUGCAUCGCGUCGAAUUUGUAUGAAUUAUAAUUUAUAUUUUGUAUCUUGAGGUUAAGUGACAGCACUGGAUGGAGCGUGGAAAUUGUGCAGGCGGAAGUAUGGUGUGAAAAUAGUGCAGCAUGCUUUCAGGUGGAAGAAAGUGAUUUGUUUUAGAACAAAAAAAUGCGUAGCAUGCUUUCAGGCGGGAAAAGUGAUUUGUUUUAGAACAUGAAAAAUUGUUUUUAUUUUAAUUUAAGGCGAAAAUUGUACGCUCUAAAAAUAUUAUUAUUAAUUUUGCCGUAAACGCUGCAUUUUCAAAGCUUCACUGUAACAUACUUUUAGGCGCUAUAGUAAUAACAACCUAGGUAAAUAUCUAUGACUCGAACAAAAGCCUAGCAAUGAAGUUCAAGCACCCAACAGGUUAUUAGCCAGAGGUUGCCCAUCAUUUUGCGAUUGACAUGUCGCAUUUCUGUACUUUCAAUUUUUCAUUGUAGCAUAACUUUAAGCGCUUUAGUGUUAUCAACCCAUCUAAAUAUCAAUAACUCGAACUCUAAACUCAAAAGCCAAGUGAUGAAGUUCAAAAACUUACAAAUAUCUUCCAACACUACAGUGUUGUGCUAAAUUUUCUGAACUUUUUCAAGUCAAUUUCUGCUUUUAGGCGCAUUUUUAUUUAAACGUGUAUUAUACCGAAAUUAAGCAAGUUGUUAGCCAGAGUGUGGCCAUAAUAUUUCCUAAGAUUGGCAUGCAAGCGUUGCAUUUUCAAAGCUUCAUUGUAGCAUACUUUUAGGCGAUUUAGUAAUAUUAACCUACCUUAAUAUCAAUAACUCGAAAAAAACCUAGCAUUGAAGUUAAGAACUUUCAAAUAUCUGCCAAAACUACAACAGUUAGUGCAUGCUGAGUGAAGGUCUGCUUUUAGGCGCAUUUCUAUGUAAACUUGUAUUAUAAUUACUUAUUUACAACAACAAAAUUACCAGAACAAACAUUUUUAGCAUAAGUAUGGGAGAAAAUUAUAAAUUGAACUUGAGGCGAAGCAAAUCAUUUAUAUACGUAAACAAGAAAACAGUUAUAAAAAAUUCAAUAGCCGUUAAGCAUAAAAUUAUAUAAUGAAUUAAUUUAAAUUAAUACUUAUGUACCAGCAAUUAUGCUUAAAAAUACAUACAAAAUGGCGAUAUGUGUGUAUGUGUGCGUGCAUGUGAGGGUGAGCCAUGUUUAACUAAUGUGUGUAUGUAUGUGCGUUUGCUUGUGUGUGUGUGCACUCUGUGUAAGUGUGGGAGUGAAAAAAUUAAUUUUGUGACAGCUUUGAUUUUUUUCUUUCGUAUAAAAUUUUUGUUGUAAACGCAUGUCCGUUGAGUGCAUAUUUCUGUAUUAUAUUUAAACUACUAUUAACUGCGAAAAAAUUGUGUGUGUUGAGAAGUGUAGCAGCAUUUUAGGCGCUCUAAUGAAGUAUUUACCUUAUAAGUUUAUAAUAAUUUAUAUAUGUAAACAUUUUCUAAUAAAAACAAAACUGAUAUACUUAUGUAUUAAAAUAACUGUAA